UAAUAGAGGUUUGCCCUGUUUUUUCUCGCUAGUGUUGAAGAGAAACCCAAUGGCUGCAUUAUUAAGCUGUUGUCUUGUAAGCUGGAGGGUGCUCCGUCUGGUUCAGCAAAAUGACAAAUUUGAUGGAAUGCAUAAUGCAGCUUCUAUGGUGAACCAAAUAUCAUGUGAUAUGAUCCGGAGCAACUCAGCAAUUCAAGAACUAACUUCGGAAGCAGUCACUGAGCUUGUAAAAGACUAUCAAGCCAGAGCUUCUGGUAAUAUCAAGGCAGCCUCUCGGAACUGGCCAAAUUUGAGACCAUGGAGGACAAGAUUUGGUCAGAAAUCUGUCUACUCUAGUUACAGCCCUAAAUGUCUAGCUUAUUCAUUCAGGAAGGAGAAGAUCAUUUAAAAUGAAAAAUCUAAGCUCUCAGGCUUCAGCUGAAGCCAUUGCAACUACCCCACCCAUGUCUCUUACUCCGAAUGCACUGACUUCUGUUUAAUCACAAUCUAGUCCUGUAGGUAUUAACUUUCUUGCUCGAAAUUUCAGAAAUUUCUAUUGAUUGUGUAUGUGAGUAAAUUUCUGACAUUUAA
Rubroshorea leprosula is the source of this 570-nucleotide messenger RNA. The record is from the annotation of a GenBank genome assembly. Lineage: Eukaryota; Viridiplantae; Streptophyta; Magnoliopsida; Malvales; Dipterocarpaceae.